Messenger RNA from Dichotomopilus funicola, 1896 nucleotides. RefSeq lists its product as uncharacterized. The transcript has a single exon. NCBI's taxonomy places the organism in Eukaryota, Fungi, Ascomycota, Sordariomycetes, Sordariales, Chaetomiaceae. Bases 1 to 1896 code for a protein of 631 amino acids. Gene Ontology annotation, molecular function: 2-oxoglutarate-dependent dioxygenase activity. The record is from RefSeq and is a predicted model, not a curated record.
AUGAUACAACCCCACGAGCAACUCAGGGCACAAUGUCUCUCAGCCGCGGAACAGAUUGUCGCCGAGUGUGCCACGCUCUCAAGAACCCAUGACGACGCCUCAUCACAAUCGUCAUCCCCAAGCUUAGCAGGCUGUAGUGAGCCUCUUAUUCAGCUCCUCCAUUGGCAAGCCUCCCAACUAUUGAAGCUGUAUCAAACCAACCCCUCUCAACAAGAAUCUCCCGGGACUAGUAACCCUGACCGGGAGAAAACAAGAACGCUGUUGCUCAAACGUCUGGACGAUCUCAUCUCAGAAUCCUACGCCAAGUUCUACGCUUAUCUAUUUAGCGAACUGCCGGUGUGCUGGCGACAGUUGUAUACCGAUGCGAGCAUUCUCAAGUUUGGAUUGCUCUAUUUAUCAUGGCCGGCUCUGGACGUUUCCGAAACUGGGUCGGAAACGGGGAAACACCUAGAUGAGAUGGUCAAGACGCUAGACCUGGCUAUCAUACUCGCCGGGGCAGCCGGCGAAGCACGAGGCAGGAGGUGGAUCGAUAGAGCUUUUGCUUUACUCGAGGAGAUCUGGUUGAACUCGCCACCAACAUCCCACACCACAACAACAACACCAACCUCAACCGAACGAGAACCAAAACGAAUCAAAAUCUCACCCACCAGCAAUCAACCAGUACCCCCCAUCCAAAACGAACCCACCCCCUCCUUUUCCACCCACGAACCCUUCACACCCCCCGUCACCCGCCCCAUCCGCCGCGUCCACGACAUCUCCUUCGAAGACUUCCAAACCUACCUCGACACGCGAGAGCCCGGCCCACUCGGCCCACUCCCGCUCAUCAUCACCGGCCUACUCACCGACUGGCCGGCCCUAACCACCCGCCCGUGGCGAAAACCAGCGUACCUCCUCUCACGCACGUUUGGCGGCCGCCGGCUCGUGCCUAUUGAGCUGGGCCGGAGUUAUGUGGAUGAUGGGUGGGGGCAGCAGAUUGUCCCGUUUGGAGAGUUUUUGGAGAGAUAUGUGGUUGGUGAGGAGGCCGCCGCCGGGGGAGGGGGGUCGGGAGGCAUCAGGUCCGGUGAUUUGAAGGAAGGUGGCAGGGGUGGGAAUGGUGGGAAUAAUAGCAAGACGGGUUACCUCGCGCAGCACCCUCUCCUUUCCCAUCUCCCUGCCCUCGCGCGGGAUAUCCUCAUCCCAGAGCUCUGCUAUACCAGCCCACUACCACUUCCUCUUCCCUCAUCAUCAUCAUCAUCAUCAUCAUCAACCGCACUUCUUCCCCAAACCGCCCAUGACUACAACGGCAAAGAAGAAGACGACGAAGGGAGCUUCCCCCACCUCAACGCCUGGCUCGGUCCCGCCGGCACCAUCACCCCGCUGCACACCGACCCCUUCCACAACCUGCUCGCUCAAGUUGUCGGACGCAAGUAUGUGCGGCUGUACGCGCCCUGGGCUGGCACAGACACCACCCAUCCCAACAACAACAGCAGCAGCAGCAGCAGCGUUGCCGGGACCGCAAACGCGAGUGAUGAGAAGAAGAACAAGCCGGCCGAAUCAUGGCUAGAAACUGCUGCAAAAACGAUGCGAGCACGCGGCAAAGAAGGCGGGGUGGAGAUGGGGAAUACGAGCGCGUGGGAUGUUGGGGUGGUGGAGGGUUGGGAUGUGCCGCCCGUUGGGGAUGAUGAUGAUGAUGACGACGACGACGAUCAUGAUCGCGGUGGCUUGGGGGGUAAUAGGAACGGGGAGGAAGAUAAACAUGGGAGUGACAAGACUUCAAAUGAGGAGGAGGAAUUCAAGAAGGUUGAGUUUUGGGACUGUAUCCUGGACGAAGGGGAGGUUUUGUACAUACCGGUUGGAUGGUGGCAUUAUGUCAGGGGGUUGCGUGUGAGUUUUAGUGUGAGCUUUUGGUGGGAAUGA